GGUCUUGAUAAACACCUGUGUGUUCGAGCUUGCUCCAUUCAUUUCGCAUCUAGUUUCCUGUAGAUUCUCCUCUACAUAGAUACACAUCGCAACAAUCAUCAUCCAAGUCAGAUUUCCAAAAUACUCAUCACCAGAGAACUCGAAAUACAAGUAAAUCUGCGUUCCAACACCAGUUAUAGAAAAAGCUAUGUAUACUAUAGCAUCGACUACUUGCAUUGGUUACACAAAGUCAAUCUUGGAGAUAUUGACCAAUAUCCAGAUCAGAAUGAAGACUCGAAAUAGAAAGAUUGAGCGCAAUCCGCUUGCAGCUUUAAUCGCUCUAAUUAUCUUUUCCCUCAUUGUAAUGAUAACAAUCAUUGUCCAACUAGGGAAUUUUCUACUCAACGACAAAUCUCUCCCCCGGAUCCCAGAAACCACUCAUACCAAUCAAGACCCCGACCCUCUCGCUCUCCACGCGCAUCUCGAACCUCCUCAGCCAGUCAACCGAGAAAUUGUCCACUACUUCAAUCCCCGCUUCCGAGACAUUCCCGAUGUGCAUUUUCUCAAAAAACAAAUUCGGGAAAACAUCGAUGCGGUUUUCGUGGGUGCUGUGGUGCCUUGGCCUGAAAUUAUGGAGGCGGGUUUUGGGCAUGGCGCGCUGGCGGCCAUUGAUCGGGAGGUGAAGUUACAGGGGGGAGGUGGUGAAGAUGGGAAUGGAACUCGGGGGAUGGGGAAUGAAGCGCAUGCUCGUGAUGGAGAGAAAGAUGUUGAUACGCCGGAGUGGAUGUUAGCGCUGUUCCCUAAGCCCGAAGAUGAAAAUGGAAAUGGAAACGGAAAUGAAAACGAAAAUGAAAAUGUAGAUACAUCGCCUGGGAAGAAAGGAGGAGAGAGACCCCGAGAGCAGAAAUCUACGUGUCCGAUAUGUACAGAUGAGCUUCCUGCUAAAGUUGCGGUUGCGAAACCGUGUAAACAUCGCUUUUGCAAGUCGUGCUUGGCGGAUUGGAUGGUGCAUUUGGGGGAGGGAAAGGAGGCGAUUUGUUCGUGUCCGGUUUGUGGGGUGGGGAUUAGGAGGGUGGGGGGUGGAGGGGUGAGGGGGUUUGUCAGAGGGGUUUUGAGGAGGGGGUUGUGAGGAGGGGGUUGAGGGAUUUGUGUAGGUUUUGAGGAGAGGGCUGAGAGAUUGCAUUGGUGAGAGGUUGAGUAUCUCUGUGUUUGCUACGUUACAGUACACGCACGUACUUAGCUAACAUAACCCUAAACAAAUCAGUUACAUCACAUAUCGCACUUUCAUUCAUAACUGUAAUAUGCA
Botrytis cinerea B05.10 is the source of this 1285-nucleotide messenger RNA. RefSeq lists its product as hypothetical. Lineage: Eukaryota; Fungi; Ascomycota; Leotiomycetes; Helotiales; Sclerotiniaceae. The record is from RefSeq and is a predicted model, not a curated record. The transcript has a single exon. Bases 188 to 1108 code for a protein of 306 amino acids.